This is a messenger RNA of Aureococcus anophagefferens, 2967 nucleotides long. RefSeq lists its product as hypothetical. The coding region runs from base 1 to 2967 and encodes 988 amino acids. Lineage: Eukaryota; Pelagophyceae; Pelagomonadales; Pelagomonadaceae. The transcript has 4 exons. The record is from RefSeq and is a predicted model, not a curated record.
AUGCGGCUCCUCGUCGUCGUCGCGGCGCUCUGCGCCGGCCGCGCCGGCGGCACGAUCCGGGACACGUCCUUCGACUACGGCAUCGCCGAGACGGCGUCGACGCAGCUCGAGGAGAUGCUGGGCGACUCGUGGACGACGGCGCGGGUCCUGCACAACGGGGUCCAGAACGGCCUCGCCUGGGACGCCGACGCCUUCCGCGACUACCUCGACCUCAACCCGAUGGCGCUGGUCAACGCGACGGCGGGCCCGGCGAACGCGACGAACGGCACGGCCGGCGUCCCGGUCGACGCCUCGGUGCUCGUCGCGCGGGUGCACGGCACGGCGGGCGCGGAGCGCGGCGACGCGCUCCGGAAGCUCCUCCACGCGCUCGCGAAAUUCGCGAGCCGGAGCCAGGCGAUGAUCUUCGUCGGUUUAGGGGACGGGACGCGCGACGCCGGCUCGGACGUGCCGAGCCUCGAGCGCCACCUCAACGACCUCACGGUCGCCGUCGACCGGUCGAGGAGCGACACCUACGACAACCUCACGGUCGCGAACUGCACGGCCCCCGCGGGCGCGCCGUGCCCGGCCUGCUGCCGCCAGGUCUGGCACGCGGACCGCGUCGGCGAGGCGAAGGGGGGCGCGUACGUCGACGCGUUCCCCUACGACUGCCGGCUGAGGCCCUGGUACCAGGGCGCGCUCCGGUCGGGGUGGCCCCUCUGGACGCCGCCCUACGUCUUCGCGACGUCGCAGACCAUCGGCAUGACGGCCGCGAUGACGCUCCGCGACUACUACGGCUCGCCCGUCGGCGCGCUGGGCAUCGACCGGCGCAUCGACGUGUCCUUCGAGGAGAUCUCGCGCUACCUCGCGCUCAACGCGGCCGUCUUCGACGAGCGGAACAUGACGCUCUUCGUCUUCGACCGGCUCCACGGCGACACGCUCAUCGCGUCGAGCAAGGGCAACUUCGUCGAGGCAGGCGAAGGGCUCCGCCGGCCCGACGCCUGCGGCGACGCCGUCGUCGAGCGGGCCCACGCCGGCGCCUACGCCGCGCUGGGCGACGCGACGCUGCCGUGGCACGGCGACCUCACCAUCGUCGACCACUUUUUUGUGUACAGCUCGCGCGUCGUCGACCGGCGCGCCGUCGGCAUCAACUGGACCAUGGUCACGACGUACCGCGUCGGCUGCCUGCCCGGCACCUACGAGAACGUGAGGGUCGGCUGCGACGACUGCCGCCUCGACACGUGGAGCCGGCCCGAGUCCGCGGCCUGCGACAUGUGCGCGCGGACCUUCUACGACGUCCGCGGGCCCGACGCGGACCGGUCCGCGUGGCCCGCGGUCGGCGACUGCCGCCGGUGCCCGCCCGAGGCGGACUGCGCGUCGCCGGACACGCGCCUCGAGGCCCUGCCCCUCCAGCCGGGCUACAUGCGCAUGGCCGCGGACUCGACGGAAUUGUUGCGGUGCCGCGUGCGCGCCGCGUGCCCCGGCGGCUACUUCGGCGUCGGCGUGAGGUCCUGCGAGCGGGGCUUCGGCGGCGCCUACUGCAGCGAGUGCCGCGCGGGCUACUACGCGGCGCCCGACGGGUCCGCGUGCCGCAAGUGCGCCGGGGGGCCGCUGUCGCCGGGCACGGUCGCCCUGAUCGCCUUCUACGUCCUCGUCGCCUUCGUCGUCGUCGGCCUCCUCUUCGGCAACGUGUCCGCCGCGGACGCGGGCGGCCUCGACGACAUGAGCCGGCUCAGCCGGCUGCAGAACAAGCUGAGGGCUAAGUGGAAGCUCUGCUUCGUGUCCGUCCAGAUCGCGACGAUGACGCCGAACCUGCUCCCGAAAUUCCCGGACUACGUCGCGGGCUGGUACGUGGCGCUCGUCGAGGGCCUGGCGGUCUUCAACUUCGCGCCGCGGUUCCCGGGAGGGUCCUGCGCGGGCUUCGGCCGCGUGACGUUCCACGACGCGCUCGUCGCGACGACGGCGGGGCCCUUCGCGCUCAUGGGCUGCGUCGCGCUCUGGGGCUGCCGGGUCGACGGCUGCGUCCGCGGCGGGCGCGCCUGGGGGUCCGCGCUCAAGGCGUGCCUCCUCGUGCUCUACGUCAUCCUCCCGACGAUCUGCUCGACGAUCAUCGACGCGUUCUACUGCACGGACGGUCUGGACGGCGGCGUCCAGUACUACAAGGCCGACCUCCUCCUGCCCUGCCGGGGCGACCGGCACGCGCUCGCGACGAUCUACGCGGCGGAGUGCAUCGCGAUCUACGUCGCCGGCAUCCCCUGCUGCUUCGUGGUGGCGCUCUGGUACCACCGGGGGAUCCUGGACCCGAAGGUCGACGCGGGCGGCGGCGUCCUGCGCAAGGCGCGGCGCCACGAGCCCCACUACGAGCGGCUCGUGCGGCGGGCGGACGCCGCGCGGCGAAGGGAGCCCGCGACGCGGAACUUGCAGAUUUUGUGGGGGCCCUUCGUGCCGCGGUUCUACUGGUUCGAGGUCCUCGAGCUCGCGCGGCGCCUCUUCGCGACGUCCUUCGUGAAGAUUCUGACGUAUCGCCCCGCGCUGCGCCUGCUCCUGAGCCUCCUCUCGGCGCUCGCGUUCCUGAAGGCGCAGAUCAAGGCCGAGCCCUUCGUCGAGGCCGCGGACAACGUCUUGGCGGAGACGCUCCUCUGGAUCAUCAUCCUCAACUACCUGGCCCUGCUCUGCGUCGUCUGCAGCAUCGUGUCCAGCGACGCCGCGCUCUCGGCCGUGCUCACGUGCCUCCUCCUGCUCGUCUUCGGCGUGACGGUCGUGCUCGUCUUCCGCGACGUCGACCGCGAGCGCAAGGCCGUCUCGGAGCUCGUCAGCGACGCGUCGUCCCUCAUGCUGCGCCGCCCGUCGUUCCUCAGCCCCAAGAAGGCCGACGACGCCGCCGCGGCGGAGGACGCGCCGCGGCCGCCGCGCGACGUCGACCUCACGCGCGUCGACUACGAGGCCGAGGAGUCCGGUGAUGGGGACCGUGCCCGUCACACCAUUCUCUAG